Ricinus communis (castor bean) is the source of this 405-nucleotide messenger RNA. Its product is annotated as protein DOWN-REGULATED IN DIF1 11-like. The coding region runs from base 1 to 405 and encodes 134 amino acids. NCBI's taxonomy places the organism in Eukaryota, Viridiplantae, Streptophyta, Magnoliopsida, Malpighiales, Euphorbiaceae. The transcript has a single exon. The record is from RefSeq and is a predicted model, not a curated record.
AUGGUAAGACUUAACAACCUUUUUAUCUCGGUACUUUUGAUCCAAGCUAGUGCUGUAAUAAUCAAUAUGUCAAAGUUUGCAUCUGGACUUGAUUUUGGAGCACCAACGCCGUCACAAGAGCCGCUCCCGGGACUAUAUAAAUUUUUGGAUGAAUGUGGAAAACAAAUCACAAAAGAGUGUGGAAAAGAAAUUUUCAAGUCAGUGUUCUUGAAGGGUAUUGUUGCUAAUGAUUGUUGUGUUGAACUAGUUUCGAUGGGAGAAACUUGCCAUAAUGAAAUGGUGAAGUACAUUGCCCAUGGACCACAAUUCAAAGCACAUUUAGAAAUGUAUUUAGCUAAGGGUGAGGAAGUGUACAAGAACUGCAUUGGUACACCAGUACCACUUGCCCGCUCAAUCAGAAUCUAG